UUGAAGUAAAUAAACAACCAGCGGUUCAUCGCAAUCACAUUUUCUGUGAAAUCAUUUUGUUCAAAAUGGCAAUGAGAUCAGCACUGAGUCGAGGGAUCGUGACUCGUUCAAUGGAUUCAACAUCUCGUGGAGCUUCUUCUCGCUUCUUCAGCGGCAAAGGUAAGGUUCUUAGCGAGGAAGAACAAGCCAAAGAAAACGUCUACAUUCAGAAAUGGGAGAGGGAAAGGUUGGAGAAACAGAAGCUAGCGGGUGAUAAGGGUAAGGCGGAGAAACCUACAGAUAAUGCCGAUAACAAGAAACCUGAUGGGACUCAAAAGAAUUGAUUUUAUCGGUCAUGCUAGCCAUCAAGGUCACUUAAGGGAAGUAAUCAUGAGGAAUAAAACACAUUGACUCUCAGUGAACUUUUGUAUUUGUAUGGAACUAUAGAUUGUCUGUUUUCGGUGGUGUGUAGUUUCGUCAAUGGUGAUGAAUGAGACAAUUUGGUUGCAUCCAUCAUGUUUGGUACAUUAUGUUAUGAUGUAAUCCUUCCCUGUGAUAUUUUACUGUGCUGGCAGUGGUAAACGAAUUAGUAAUCACUAAUCAGUAUGCUUAUAGAAUUAAAAAUUGUGAAAUGUAAUGUGAGUUUCACUCUGGAUAUUGAGAUUCAGUUGAGGAGGGAGUUCGGCUGAAGAGAUCGAAGCUACUCUCAAUUCUAUGAAA
Messenger RNA from Medicago truncatula (barrel medic), 699 nucleotides. RefSeq lists its product as uncharacterized. Gene Ontology annotation, cellular component: respiratory chain complex I. The record is from RefSeq and is a predicted model, not a curated record. The coding region runs from base 66 to 323 and encodes 85 amino acids. The transcript has 3 exons. NCBI's taxonomy places the organism in Eukaryota, Viridiplantae, Streptophyta, Magnoliopsida, Fabales, Fabaceae.